Cyprinus carpio (common carp) is the source of this 1718-nucleotide messenger RNA. Its product is annotated as autophagy-related protein 16-like. The coding region runs from base 1 to 1380 and encodes 459 amino acids. Gene Ontology annotation, biological process: negative stranded viral RNA replication; autophagosome assembly. Gene Ontology annotation, molecular function: protein binding. Lineage: Eukaryota; Metazoa; Chordata; Actinopteri; Cypriniformes; Cyprinidae. Gene Ontology annotation, cellular component: autophagosome membrane. The record is from RefSeq and is a predicted model, not a curated record. The transcript is spliced from 15 exons.
AUGGCUCAGAUGAGAAUCAAACAUCAAGAGGAGCUGACGGAGCUGCACAAGAAACGAGGAGAGAUUCAGCAGAAGAAAGACAAAGAGAUCCAGAGUAAUGAAGCCAAGAUGCUGGAGUAUCAGCAGCAGGUCUCUCAUCUGGAAGGAGAGGGUCGCGAGCUCCGCAACUCUCUGGCCGAUCUGGAACGAGCCAAUCAGACGCUGCGAGAUGAGUACGACGCCCUGCAGAUCACGUUCAGCGCCCUGGAGGAGAAACUACGGAAAACCACAGAGGACAAUCAGGAGCUGGUGACACGCUGGAUGGCCGAGAAAGCGCAGGAGGCCAACAAACUCAACGCUGAGAACGAGAAGGACUCCAGGUCACAAACACAUUCAAUCUGGAUGCUUCUAAAAUACGCUUUCUUUUUAGAUGAUGACAUCGAAGUUCUCUCAGAGGAUGCUGGGAAGGGAACGGGUGAAACGUCACCGGGCAGACAGACCAGUCGCACACCCAGCAGACGAGCGUCUCAGCCUCCUCCUCCUGCUGGACUGCUGGAUUCCAUCUCUACUAUCUUUGGCUUGUCUGAUUCUGUCCAACCUGGUUUCGUCCCAUCGGACUCCAGAAGGCGUCGCUCGGUGAAUUCGUUCAGCUCGUCUCCUGAAGGCGCAGAGGUGCCUUCGGCCUGCGCUGAUGUCCGAGUUCCCUCCACUGCGCUCCACGUCUUUGACGCCCACGAUGGAGAAGUGAACGCGGUGAGGUUUAGUCCAGGUUCCCGUCUGCUUGCCACGGGAGGAAUGGACCGCAGAGUGAAGCUCUGGGAGGUCGUUUCUGGCCGAUGUGAACCUAAAGGUGCGCUGACGGGGAGUAAUGCUGGAAUCACCAGCAUAGAGUUUGAUAGUGCGGGCUCGUAUCUACUGGCUGCGUCGAAUGAUUUCGCCAGCAGAAUCUGGACCGUGGAUGACCUCAGACUGCGGCACACGCUCACAGGGCACAGCGGGAAUGUGCUGCUCGGUUUUCUCCUCGAUAACACUCGGAUCGUCUCCGGCAGCUACGAUCGAACGCUCAAGCUCUGGGACUUACGCAGCAAAGUCUGCAUGAAGACGGUGUUCGCUGGUUCGAGCUGUAAUGACAUCGUCUGCACGGAGCAGUGUGUGAUGAGCGGACACUUUGAUAAGAAAAUUCGUUUCUGGGACAUCAGGUCGGAGAGUAUCGUGCGUGAGCUGGAGCUGCUGGGACGCGUUACAUCUUUGGACCUCAAUCACGACCGGACCGAGCUGCUGAGCUGCUCUCGUGACGAUCUGGUGAAGAUCAUCGACCUGCGCAGUAUUGCAGUGCGACAGACGUUUAAUGCUCAAGGGUUCAAGUGCGGUUCAGACUUCACCAGGGUCACGUUCAGGUGAGUUUGUUUUUCAUAUCGUUUAUGCACCCUUUUAAAAUUGACUAGUUAGUAAGCAGCUUGAGGAAAUCCUGUCUAAUUAGGCUGGUUUGGGUCAUUUGAACUAUACAGGUGUGUUUCUAAUGACUUCUAUAUGGAUGCUAGGCACAAAUCCUCAAUUAUUAAUACAUAUUCAAUUAAUAAUUAGGCUAAAGGCAUUAAAACGGUUGUUUAUAGUGUAGGUCUGGGGUUCCCAAACUUUUUGUCAGCUGAAGGCCAUAGAUGUAAAAUAUUUACUCGAAGCCCCCUAAAAAUGUAAAUUAAUAUUUUAAUAAUGGUCACAUUACAUGCAAGUAAACAGAU